UAUCGAUCGGAGGAACGAGAUGGAUUCAACGUCGUCGAAGCAACCGGACUUUGAUUACCUGUUCAAGCUCUUGAUGAUUGGGGAUUCUGGUGUCGGAAAGAGCAGUCUUCUUUUGAGCUUCAUAUCUGAUGCUUUCGACGAUCUCUCUCCUACGAUUGGGGUGGACUUUAAGGUAAAAUACCUCGACAUUGAAGGCAAAAGGUUGAAGCUAGCAAUUUGGGAUACAGCUGGACAGGAAAGAUUCAGAACACUAACCAGUUCUUAUUAUAGAGGAGCUCAAGGAGUAGUAAUGGUUUAUGAUGUAACACGACGAGAAACAUUUACAAAUCUAGCUGAUGUGUGGGCAAAAGAGGUUGACAUGUACUCCACAAAUCCAGAAUCAAUUAAAAUGCUUGUUGGCAACAAGGUUGAUAUGCAAAACGAGAGGGUGGUCACUAGAAAAGAGGGAAUCGAUUUUGCUAGGCAAUGUGGAUGUCUUUUUAUCGAAUGUAGUGCAAAGACCAAGAUGAAUGUGACGCAAUGCUUCGAGGAACUUGUUUUGAAGAUUAUAGAAACACCCAGUCUAUUGACAGAGGCCUAUGGUGUCAAAAGGAACAUCUUCAAGCAAACACAACAGACAAAUGACACCAAUGGGUGUUGUUGAGGAACUCAUUCUUUAUAACCGGGUUUAUUUGGAACCGUUUUUCAAUAAAAAAAAUAUAGUAUUUAU
Molecule: messenger RNA, 709 nt
Organism: Impatiens glandulifera
Lineage: Eukaryota; Viridiplantae; Streptophyta; Magnoliopsida; Ericales; Balsaminaceae
Product: ras-related protein RABC1-like
Exons: 6
Coding region: 20-643 (207 amino acids)
Molecular function (GO): GTPase activity; GTP binding
Source: RefSeq, a predicted model, not a curated record